Molecule: messenger RNA, 702 nt
Organism: Schistosoma turkestanicum
Lineage: Eukaryota; Metazoa; Platyhelminthes; Trematoda; Strigeidida; Schistosomatidae
Source: the annotation of a GenBank genome assembly
CACAAUCAUACACACAUAUAUAUAUUUAUGUAUAAACGAAUAAGUUUAGUAUAACAUUGAUUAUUGCAAAAUUUAAACAAUUCAUUGUGCAGGUAACAUUCAAGAAUUUUUCUCUUUGAUCAAUUUAAAGCAUAAUUCACAUAUUCAAUAGUAAAUACUCAGGGAUUUCAUUGUGAAGCUCAAUUAUUAUUCCCGAGUUCAACAUUCAAUUAUUGAUUGUACAACUAGUGAAAGAUAAGAUAUCAUGAAUAAUUCAGUAAUUAAAAAUGCUGAUAUGUCAAGUGAAAUGCAAAAACGUGCAUUAACUGUUGGCAUGGAUUCAGUUCGAAAAUAUGAAUUAGAAAAAGAUAUAGCUGAUCAUUUGAAAAAAGAUUUCGAUACAAGAUAUGGUCCAACAUGGCAUUGUAUAGUGGGAAGAAAUUUUGGCAGUUCUGUUACACAUGAACCAGAUAGUUUUAUCUAUUUUUACGUGGAAAAGUAUGCUGUACUACUUUAUAAAUCAGGAUAGAAUUUCAGUAGUCACUAAUCAACCUAAUGAAUGUGAAUAGAGCGAAAAAACAUACUAAAUGGUGACGUAUAUGAAAGAAUAAUGCUCACUUGUAAACUUUUUUGUUCAAAAACAUGUUUUAUUGAAACUAUUAUCAUUAUUAUUAUUAUUGCUACUUAUAUAAUGAAAUUGUGAAUACAAUAGUUAUACUGUCA